Messenger RNA from Dacryopinax primogenitus, 2442 nucleotides. RefSeq lists its product as uncharacterized. Bases 34 to 2217 code for a protein of 727 amino acids. Gene Ontology annotation, molecular function: RNA binding. The record is from RefSeq and is a predicted model, not a curated record. The transcript has 5 exons. Gene Ontology annotation, cellular component: mRNA cleavage and polyadenylation specificity factor complex. Lineage: Eukaryota; Fungi; Basidiomycota; Dacrymycetes; Dacrymycetales; Dacrymycetaceae.
GGACAGCCCCCGCUCGCAUAUGGCCAACAAGUCAUGCAGAACGGCGUCAACUACCAGGCGCUUAUCCCCCGUACGGUCACAUACCGCGAUCCCCAGACUGGCGAAAUGAAAAAGGGCAUACAGUAUCUCCCGCCGCAUCUUGCUGGGCUCGCUCAGGGUGGGGGAGGGGCAGUAUCACCAACGUAUCCGAAUUACCCGACUUACUCUGCCGAUCCCAGGAUGAUGAACGCUCAGAUGCCCCCAUUUCCCGCUUUCCCAGUCAUGGGUACUAUACCCAAGAAAGACCAGGAACGCGCGGUGAAGGAGUACAACAGGCAGUUGAAGGAGUACGAACGUGUGAAUAGGAGGAUCACCAGGGAAAACGAGGGACCGGGGUAUCCGCCAGGUGCAAGUAUGGGAAUAUAUGACCGUGAGCGGGAGAGAGAGAUGGACAGGGAAGGCAGGGAGGGUAGGGGCAUGUUUGGCAACUUGUUUGGAAGGCGCGAUAGGGGCGAGCGAGAGAGGGAGAGAGAGCGUGAAGAGCGCGAGAGGGAACGGGAAGAACGCAGGCAUAUGUCCGACUACGUGGGUCCCACUGCUGGCCCUCCCCCACCUCCCCCUGGUGCUGGCCUCAACCCGGGGCUCGGCGCAGGCACUCGUUCCCGCCGUGGGAGCUUGGUUAGCGCUCCCCCGCCUGUGAUGCCUGGUGUUGGUACGGGACCUAUGGGAGGCGGCAUGCCCAUCCCCCCCAUGGGCGACCCUGUUGGAGGCCUAGCGAACGCCAUGGGGAACUUAUCAGUCGACCCGAUGGCGGACUAUACGCGCGCUCGCAGGCUGAGCGGGGACGAGCGGAACCUUCGUAGGGAAAGAGCAGAGCUCGACAGGGAAGAAUACGAACGCGAACGACUCCGCGCGCACAGCAGGAUUGGAGAUCCGGAGGAUAUCAUCGAACGCACUAGGUCGAGGGCCGCGGAUAGGGAGGAGAUAGAGAGGGAAAUGGAGAUGGCUGGGGUGGGACCUGGGCCGGCUGGACCUGGGUUGGGGCCUGCUUCAUUGGGCUCUGCAGGACUGCGUAGUGGCAGGCUGGGGAGAAGGCCCAGCAUGCAGGAUAUCGCUGCUGGGGCCGCUGCAGGUGGGGGAGUGCCCAUCCCCCCUAUGGGAGGACCAGCAGGUGGACCGGGGAUGGCCCCACCUAUUCCUGGUGUCCCCGGCGUAGAUCCUUACCUCUCCGGCCACAGUAGGCGGAGCACGGUGGAUGACCGGUAUGGGCCCCCUCCUCUCCCUGGCGCGGGGGGGAUGCCGGCGCCCAUGCCUGGUGGACCUGGUGUGCCGGGAGCGGGGCCUUACGAGAGCAGGCAUAGGAAGAUGGGGAGCGCUUAUGAUCGGGAGGAGAUGCGUGAGCGGGAGAGGGAGGAUUUGCGCGAGGACCGCCGGGAGCGGGAAAGAGAGAGGGAGAGAGAAAGAGAUGGCAGGGGUGGGGGUAUGGCGCGUUCGGCCAGCCGUACGGCGCUGGCGCUGCUGGAGGGUACGGCGCGGGCGGGUACGCUCCUGGGUACGCUGCUGCCCCGGGGGCGUACGGCGCUCCCGGCCAACCAGGAGGAGGAUACGGCGCCCCGCCCGCAGCGCCGGGGGGCGGGUAUCAGUACACAAAUGUUCAUGGUCCUGGAGGAUAUUGACCAGCUGCUGAUGCAGCUCCCUCCACGACCGGGCGUGCUCAAGAGCCAUGAUGUGAACAGGGAUGACUGGGAUAGGUUCGUUACGGAUUUGGCAUAUGCGUGGUCGGGAGAGAUGGGGAGAGCGUUGAGGCGUCCUAGGCGGUCUCAUUUGCUGGUUGAGAUCGUCGAGACUUGGAACUUGGAAUUCUUCAUGCGGCGUGGGAUAGAAGCGAUAUUGUACAAAGGGCGUGAGCGGCGCACGGGAGAUAUCGAGCGCGCUCAUUCUGAAGAAGACGACGAAGACGAGUAUGAAUACGGGAGCGAUUCCUCAGACGACGACGACACGGACUAUUCAGAACGGGCGUACAUGGGCCGCGGGCGGUACAGCUACAAGCCUGGCGAGGCAUUCCGCUAUGAAGAGGCCGCCAGAGGGUUACUGGACCGAUAUCGCCAGAGGCGGGAGCUGAGGAGGACCAGGAGGCGCGAGCAGGAGAGAACGCACCGAGCACCCGAGAGGAGAGGAGAGAAGCUCUGGAGCUUGUACUUCACCGCUAUCCGCUAUCAUGGUCACUCGCUCGUCUAACCGUCUUUCCACAAUCACCACAACUAACACCACUAGAUUCACAUCCACUCCCCGUUCGAUACCGAGGUUCCGACAGCCAAUUUUCUUUCACAUCCUGGUUCUCUCCACUCACCUUCUGCACCAGAUACCGUUCUCCCCAGUGUUGGUCUUUCAUGUUCUGCUUUAUUUCUGCUCUUGGUCUUCAUUUUUGCUCUGUCUCUUUCCAUUCUCUCUAGCAAUACAAAC